This is a messenger RNA of Tupaia belangeri chinensis (Chinese tree shrew), 2212 nucleotides long. It is a transcript of the gene PPIL4, whose product is annotated as peptidylprolyl isomerase like 4. The record is from RefSeq and is a predicted model, not a curated record. Gene Ontology annotation, biological process: protein peptidyl-prolyl isomerization. Lineage: Eukaryota; Metazoa; Chordata; Mammalia; Scandentia; Tupaiidae. Gene Ontology annotation, molecular function: RNA binding; peptidyl-prolyl cis-trans isomerase activity. The coding region runs from base 78 to 1661 and encodes 527 amino acids. Gene Ontology annotation, cellular component: nucleus. The transcript has 13 exons.
CACUCGUCGGCAGGGGAAGCGCGAGCCGUUGGGGCGGGCGGAAGCAGCAACCUGCGCUGAGGUGCCGGCGCCGCUGGAUGACGCAAGCCUACGCAGCGCCUAGGAUGACGUCACGCAGACGACGACUCUGCGCCUGUCAACCCCCGGCUCGUUGCAGAGGAGAAGCGGGCGCCAUGGCGGUUCUGCUGGAGACCACUUUGGGCGACGUCGUCAUCGACCUGUACACGGAGGAGCGGCCGCGCGCCUGCUUGAAUUUCCUGAAGUUGUGCAAAAUAAAAUAUUACAAUUAUUGCCUCAUUCACAGUGUACAGAGGGAUUUUAUCAUACAAACUGGUGAUCCUACAGGGACCGGCCGCGGAGGAGAGUCUAUUUUUGGUCAGCUGUAUGGUGAUCAAGCAAGCUUUUUUGAGGCAGAGAAAGUACCACGAAUUAAACACAAGAAGAAAGGUACCGUGUCCAUGGUGAACAAUGGCAGUGAUCAGCAUGGAUCUCAGGUUAGGAAACGGUUUCUCAUUACUACUGGAGAAAAUCUGGAUUAUCUUGAUGGUGUUCAUACAGUGUUUGGUGAGGUGACAGAAGGCAUGGACAUAAUUAAGAAAAUUAAUGAGACCUUUGUUGACAAGGACUUUGUACCAUAUCAGGAUAUCAGGAUAAAUCAUACAGUGAUUUUAGAUGAUCCAUUUGAUGAUCCUCCUGAUUUAUUAAUUCCUGAUCGAUCACCAGAACCCACGAGGGAACAGUUAGAUAGUGGUCGAAUAGGAGCAGAUGAAGAAAUUGAUGAUUUCAAAGGAAGAUCAGCUGAAGAAGUAGAAGAAAUAAAGGCAGAAAAAGAGGCUAAAACUCAAGCUAUUCUUUUAGAGAUGGUGGGAGACCUACCUGAUGCUGAUAUUAAACCACCAGAAAAUGUGUUGUUUGUGUGUAAAUUGAAUCCAGUGACCACAGAUGAGGAUCUGGAAAUAAUAUUCUCAAGAUUUGGGCCAAUAAGAAGUUGUGAAGUUAUUCGAGAUUGGAAGACAGGAGAAUCCCUCUGUUAUGCUUUUAUUGAAUUUGAGAAGGAAGAAGAUUGUGAGAAAGCAUUCUUCAAAAUGGACAAUGUACUUAUAGAUGACAGAAGAAUACACGUGGAUUUUAGUCAGUCUGUUGCAAAGGUUAAAUGGAAAGGAAAAGGUGGAAAGUACACCAAGAGUGAUUUCAAGGAGUAUGAAAAGGAACAAAAUAAACCGUCUAAUUUGGUUCUGAAAGAUAAAGUAAAGCCCAAACAGGACGCAAAAUACGAUCUGGUGCUGGAUGAUCCGGCAGAGGACUCCAAGUCAGGUCACUCACACACGAGUAAAAAGCACAAGAAGAAAACCCGUCACUGUGCUGAAGAAAAGGAAGACGAGGACUGCAUGCCGAUCAGAAACACCAAUCAGGACAUCUACAGGGAGAUGGGAUUUGGUCACUACGAAGAAGGGAGCUGCUGGGAGAAGCAAAAGAGUGAGAAGCGAGACCGACCACAAAACCGAAGUCGUAGCCGAUCUCGGGACAGGGAUGGCCACUACAGUAAUAGCCACAAAUCCAAAUACCAGACAGAUUCUUACGAGAGAGAAAGGAGUAAGAGGAGAGACCGGAGCAGAAGUCCAAAGAAAUCCAAAGAUAAAGACAAAUCUAAGUACAGAUGAAGAAUGAGAAGCGAGUGUCUGACACGGUUACGCAGUCUGAGUCAGAGGACUAGGAGAGCGGGUGUUCAGAUUUCGUGUAAAACCAUUAAAGACUUAUUUUUUCUCAUAUUAGUAUUAUGGCCCUUUUAGAUUAAUAUUGAUCAUAUAGGGCAUUGAUAGAUAAUAAAGAACUGAACUUUUUCUUUAUAUACUUUUUUUAUACUGAUUUUAUUAUACAUAAACGGCAGUUUCAUUUUUAAAGUCUUUCACAUAUUCACUCUUCCUUUUUUAAUGAAGUAUUUCAUACUACAGAAAUACAUAAAUGUAUAUAUAAGGUAUAAGGAAUAACAAAUAUAAAUAUCUAUGUACACAUUAAGAAACUUAAGCAGAAUAUUACCUAUAAUUUGGAAGUUCCUUAUAUGCCCUUUCACUCUCAAAUAAUUAUUAUUCUGAAUUUUGUGUUCAUCAUUUUCUUGCUCAUUAUUAUAGUUUUACAACAUAUGUAUGUACCCCUAAAUGAAAUGUUAAUUUUGUAUAUUUUUGAAUUUUAUAUAAAUGGCAUAAUGUAUGUU